AUGUGUCCGGACCGGUCAGCUGUCAACAUUCAAGUCGUUCAACCUCCCCUCCCACCACCACCCCAUCUCACCCUGCCUCUCUCAUCCACAACGCGUCAGCCCCACUCCACCGACCACUCGAGCACGAUUCGAGAAACGACAAAACCUUUCUCCCCUAAUCGCAGCAUCCCUCCACGAUCGCAUCCCCACUCCGCGCCGUCAUCAUGCGUCCCUCUCCUCUCCUCUCUUCCUCCCUCGCUCGUGUCCCCUCCUACCUUGCGUGCCCCAUCCCUACCUCUCAGUCCGUCCGCCAUCGUCGUCCGCUCCUGCCAUCUCCCCUCCAUCCUCAAGAUCGCCGUGACGAUGGGGCCAUCUGUCCCCAUCAACAACCUCGACGCCCCGGCAUGUGAUCCCGCCAUGUCGGGCCUGGAGGGUGUAUACCCACCCGUCCGAGUCGCCGUCGCCAUCCCUCCUGAGUCGCCAUCUCUCCCGAGUCGCCGUCCGUCCCUAGUCGCCGUCGCCGUCCAUCUCGCCUACCAACAUUCUACAUCCGUGGAACCGAAUGAGGGCAGUGGGCGGUGUUGGCAGCAGCGGCAGCGGUUCAUCCUCUUCGACUGCUCAUUCGCGUCAUGGUCGAAUACUUCGGGAAGGGGCUGCGUCAAAAGGAGGGUGUUGAGGGUGUUCGAGUCAGGGGCGUAG
Cyclocybe aegerita is the source of this 678-nucleotide messenger RNA. The record is from the annotation of a GenBank genome assembly. Lineage: Eukaryota; Fungi; Basidiomycota; Agaricomycetes; Agaricales; Hemipholiotaceae.